UUAUAGAAGCUUAAUAAAAAAAGAAUCUGAGACAAAUAAAUAAAAACAUAGAAUACUUUAGUCCAAUAGAAAACUAGUGAAUCAUAGACAAGUUAAACAAAGAAAAUAACCUAGCCAAAGACAAACAUCAGAAGUAACGAAGUGAAUCACAGAUAAAAAAAAGUCUGAAUUAUUAAGUCAAGUGAAGAACGAUGUGCUAGCCACAGAUUAAAUUAAAACUGACAGAUGUGUUAGUGAUUGCGUAAAGGUUUUAUAAUGGCCACUCCACCGGACUCGCCUGUAGAGGAACAUGCCUAUGAAUUGGAGCCGUCUAGAACGCCGAAACCGAUACCGGUUGCAUUGGAGGAGCUAUGUAGACAGACGAAAUUUACAAAACAGGAGAUUAGGGUCAUGUAUCGGGGAUUCAAAACGGAAUGCCCGGAAGGGGUGGUUCACGAAGACUCCUUCAAGGACAUUUACGCCAAGUUUUUUCCACAUGGAAACUCAGCGUUGUACGCACACUAUGUGUUCAAAGCCUUCGACGUGAACUGCAGUGGAGCCAUCAGUUUUAGGGAGUUGUUGGUAACGCUGUCUACGUUGCUGCGCGGGUCGGUCUACGAGCGCCUGCGCUGGGCGUUCCGGCUUUACGACGUGGAUGGUGACGGCGCCAUCACGAGGCAAGAGCUGGCCGAAGUGGUGGUGGCGGUACACGAGCUGCUGGGAAGGCGAGCACCGCCUGGUUCACCCGCCUCCAGGGUAGACGACGCUAAGGCUAACGAGCAGGUGGACCGCGUAUUCAGGAAGCUGGACCUGAAUCAAGACGGUGUGAUAACGAUCGAGGAGUUCCUAGAGUCGUGCCUAAAAGACGACGUGAUUACGCGCUCGCUGCAGAUGUUUGACACAGUGCUAUGACGGCAGAUCGACGUGGACUCCAGGGUCGUAGUAAAGCGUACAUACCACCACGCGUGCCACUGCCACGGCCUUUACAAUAUGGCGGCUGCGUGGUUUUCCCGCGCGAACUGCGUGCGUUACGCGGCGACCAUAGACAACUUCUACCGGCGCGUUCUGAAACCGAGGAUAAGGAGCGUACUGUUUUUCCAUUUCUAAACUUUUUAUUGUUAGCGUGUUGUA
Messenger RNA from Pararge aegeria (speckled wood butterfly), 1110 nucleotides. RefSeq names its product Kv channel-interacting protein 1. The transcript is spliced from 6 exons. The record is from RefSeq and is a predicted model, not a curated record. Gene Ontology annotation, molecular function: calcium ion binding. Bases 256 to 891 code for a protein of 211 amino acids. Lineage: Eukaryota; Metazoa; Arthropoda; Insecta; Lepidoptera; Nymphalidae.